Messenger RNA from Salvelinus fontinalis (brook trout), 3017 nucleotides. RefSeq names its product probable G-protein coupled receptor 25. Gene Ontology annotation, molecular function: G protein-coupled receptor activity. Gene Ontology annotation, biological process: immune response; G protein-coupled receptor signaling pathway. NCBI's taxonomy places the organism in Eukaryota, Metazoa, Chordata, Actinopteri, Salmoniformes, Salmonidae. Gene Ontology annotation, cellular component: membrane. The transcript has a single exon. The record is from RefSeq and is a predicted model, not a curated record. Bases 1392 to 2579 code for a protein of 395 amino acids.
UCUUUCGCCAUUUCCUUUUUUCUUUCUCCCAACAUAAUCAUUGUUGUCCAAUGAUUGCUAAAUACCACAUUAGUGAUGUUUAUAGGUCAUUUUAGGUUGGGAGGUACUUUGUCUUUUGCUUUUGUUCAUUUUCUAUGUUUUAUAGAGAUUGAAAUACAUUGAAAUGUAUGAUUGUUGACUCGUAUCACACUAAAAUGCAAUAUUAAGAAGACAAGUUAAGGCAAAAAUUAUGUUUGCACAGCUGUCACUUGAUUAGAAUAAAAUAUUGUAGUUUUUCACUCCUAUUCGUAUUUUAUUUAGUUUUAAGAAAACUGUUCAGCAUUGAUGGGAAGAAAAUUCUGAUGCAACGCCGAGAAUGGAGGAAAAUCUUUUUGUCAAAUAGAAGAUACUUUCUCCCCUCUUAUUUUUAUUGGAACGCUAACCUUCUCUUAAAUAACCAACAUUCAACUAGCUCAGGUCAGGCUUAACAUUUUGUCAUUUUUUCCCCCUUUCCUUUAAAACAGUAUUAUAUAAAUAGUUUCACUAUGUUCUAUAACUGUUCAUAUGAUGAUUUGCAUUUCUGACAAAGAGACAAUUGUUCAUAAUUGUUCAACGACUAUUGUCAGUCAAAAGGAAACGUGGUUGUUAAAUCAAGCCGUGAUUUCAGUUAUGGUUUUCACAGCCUAUGAGCACAUUAAGUUCCCAUCAACUUCACAUUACAGUAAGUUUUAUCGUCAAGUAUAUUAUGACUCAUCUGAUGAGAAGUCUGAUUUAUUCAUGUGCACGGUCAUUGGGUUUGGCAAGUACCAUUUUGAUUUCCUAAUGCAAGUAUUUUCUCAUAAUGAAAGUACAACAGUUUAGUGUUUGCUGUUUUCACACGUGACACACGAGAGACUGUGUGACUAGUCUAAAGUUGAUGUUCAAUGUCAUGUCUAGGUUCAAUUUAAUGAUUGAAAUGACUAAUUCACUCAGUUGAUUUGUUUUGUAAUAUGUACAAGAUCAUAAUUCCAGCAGGCCUACAUCAGCCCCUUGCAUACCAUAACCACAUCCUGCCUCUGUAAAAUGUUUUUAUUGUUUAAUCUGCUACUAGAAGUCAGUCUUAAGCUGUUUUUGAACAUUUUGUUCAAGUGCAUUACCCAGAUUGUAUAGGUACUUUUUCUUUUGAUAUGUUUUUAUGUUUCUUCUUGCUGUACUUUUUGCCUGCAUGUCUAAAGUGUUUCUAUUUGAACUGAUAUGCAAAUAUACUAUAUUAUAAAAAUUAUCAUUAGAAAUAGUUGUAGUAAUUUCUGUCAGAAUAUGCCAGAUAGAGAGGUAGAAAACAUGCCAAUGGUGCUAGAGAUAACAGAUAACAGUGAUAGAAAAUAGGACCUGGCAGUUUGUCUGUGGUUUUUAAGAAUGUGACGCAAGAUAGUAUGUCUAGAAGUAUUGAGCUUGCCAGCCAGACACACAAAGAGCAAGCAGCUGAGAGACUUACCUUUGAUCACAAAAUGGAGACGUAUGACAGUGACAAGUACUUCUACAGCGAUGACAUGCUGUACAAUGUCAGCUACGAUCUAACCUACCUUGGGGAGCGCUCCAGCUCCAGUCUUCCCUAUUCUCACAUCUACCUGCCACUGCUUUAUUUCCUCAUGUUUUUCACAGGCUUCCUGGGCAACCUCUUUGUGAUCACAGUCAUGGGCAGCCGGAGGAAGAGAGGCGGCCGUCUGGUGGAUACGUUUGUGGUUAACCUGGCACUUGCGGACCUGGUGUUUGUCCUCACCCUCCCUCUGUGGGCCGUCUCGUCCAGUCAGGAGGGACACUGGCCUUUCGGCAACCUUCUCUGCAAGCUGAGCAGCUACAUUGUCGCCGUCAACCGCUUCUCCAACAUCUUCUUCCUGACCUGCAUGAGCGUGGACCGCCACCUGGCCGUGGUGGGCCUCAUGGACUCACGCUUUCUCCGCAGCAGCCAGUGUGUGCGUCUCAACUGCGCCGUGGUCUGGCUGCUAUCCCUGGCUCUAGGUACCCCCUCCCUGGUGUACCGUAGCACGUAUACUCCCAACGGCAAACUCUUCUGUCUGGAGGAUGAAGAGUCAUCCUUCUUCCUGGGUCUGAGCCUGACCAUGGUCUUCCUGACCUUUGCCCUGCCGGUGCUCAUCAUCAUCCUCUGCUACGGUUCUAUCCUGGCCCACCUGCGCCAACACUGUGUUGCUGCUGGCAACCCUCGCGCAGAAGCCCGACGCCGCCACUCUCUCAAGAUGGUCUUCACCAUAAUCGUGGCCUUUGUGGUGUCUUGGCUUCCCUUCAACAUCUUCAAGACCAUCCUCAUUGGUUUCAGGCUGUCUAGAGCCGAUCUGAGCCUUGAGACCCAGUCUGUCUUGAGUCAGGGCCUCACCCUCUCCUGCUGCUUGGCCUUCCUCAACAGCUGCAUGAACCCAGCCAUCUACCUGUUCCUGGACCACCACUUCAGAGGGCAGGCGGAGAACCAGUUCCUGAGCUGCGUGGGAAAGCUUGGGCUGCACCAAGGCUAUGCCUCAUCCACUGACUUCUACAACGGUACCUCAGAGAGCUGCGGCACAACAGCCUCCAGAACUCGUCUCCAGCCACUUGACCAGGAUGUCUGAUAGCAGGGUUCUGCACCUUUAACAGCCUCUUUGCGGUCCGAAACGCUAAAGGUUGAGGUGAAUCAUUUUGUGUUAUGAUUUUAGGUGUUAUGUAAUUCAAGCUCAGUGAAAGCAUUCUCUGAAAUAUAUUUUGUGUAUAUUAUAGCUUCUCAAAAUAAGUUAUAUUUUACAUAUCUUAAUUGUAUAUUUGAUUAUCAUUGAUAGUUUGAAUUUAGGUUUUAGGUUUUAUUUAUUCACACCAAAGAAAAUAUUUGAAAGACAAAACAGUACAGAUAAAAAACUGGUAAAAACAGUGUGCAAGUGAGGUUGAUUUAUUUAGCUUUCUUUUUUUUUUACGACCAGAUGAAAUAGGAGAGUAUUUUUAUGUCUAAAUAUUAUUUUGAUUAAUAAUUCAUGAGUAGCCUGGUUAUUAUGAUUGUUGACAUUCUUAAAUUCAUA